GGCUCGGAAUUUCUCGGAAUUUCUGCUGAGGCAAACUGCGGGCUUCAAUCGUGGUGACAAAGAAAAGAAGGAGGUUCCAAUCCACUGGGGUGGCCUCUGCGGAGGCUGUGCUCAGAACGCGGUGGCAGAUGAUCUGAUGGGUCGAUUUGGGACUUUCUGA
This is a messenger RNA of Cladocopium goreaui, 160 nucleotides long. NCBI's taxonomy places the organism in Eukaryota, Dinophyceae, Suessiales, Symbiodiniaceae. The record is from the annotation of a GenBank genome assembly.